AUGGGCAAACUGGACGGAGAGCUUAUCAUGUCAAUAGUGGAGCACCACAUUACACUGAUUCGGAUCUACGAAGAGAGACCAGACCAAAUUCCAGUUCCUCUCGAGCAGCCUCCAAAGCUAACCAACCAGGAGCUGGCGAUCGCAAGGUCAUACGAGUUUCAGGUCCUUCCUGCUCUCUUCGGCGGCAAAAUCCCCACAUUACCUUAUCGCAUCGUUGCAGCCUACCCACAAGAGACUGCGUGCAACUACAAAGGACUUGGAAUCCUUGCCACUCGUUCGGUCGUCGUUGUUAAGCGCGGAGGAUGUUCAUUUGGCACAAAACUCCGAGCGAUUCAGCACGUUGGUGGUGCUGGAAUGCUUCUUGUCAACAGCGAUGAGUCUCUAAUUCCAUUGAUGACAGACUCAAGAGAGCUGGAAGGACUCAAGAUUUGGGGUGCGAGCAUCAACUUGAGGAACGGCACCGCAAUCCUAGAAGUUCUAGCGAAAACGAAGAACCUCCCCACGCUUGUGAAAAUAGCAGCCCGUGAAGAUGAUUCAACAAAUAUCACCACUUCCAAUUAG
Messenger RNA from Phytophthora infestans T30-4, 561 nucleotides. RefSeq lists its product as uncharacterized. NCBI's taxonomy places the organism in Eukaryota, Oomycota, Peronosporomycetes, Peronosporales, Peronosporaceae. The transcript is spliced from 5 exons. The record is from RefSeq and is a predicted model, not a curated record. The coding region runs from base 1 to 561 and encodes 186 amino acids.